UUUCCUCAAAAAAAUACAAUAAAAAUUCCUCAUUCUAUUUUUAGUAAAUCAUUGUUACUUAAAUCAAAUGGCAGUUUAUUUGUCAAAGGUGAUAAGGUUAAUUUGACAUUUGUUUUCAGCCAGAGAUGGGAAAGAUCACAUUCUGAAAACAUGUAGCUACUAGGUGACAUAUACCUGAAUAACGAUUAAAAUGAAUUCUACAUAUUGUUUUUGUUUGAAUGUCAUUGUCAGCAGUCACGUGUGAUAUUUUUAACAAAAAAAAAUUCUCCUGUGAUGUUGUGUGCAGAAGGGCAUGGAGCCAGUUCUUGCAAUUGGCUUUGACAUUAAAGAGAUUCCUAAGAAAGUGAAUUGGGAAGAAUACAUUCCACAGGACUCAGAUCAGUGGGAGUCACAGAUGGUUGUAUCUAGAAUGUUUGAUGAGAGGCCUAUAUGGCCCAAAGAUUCACUUACUGAACGCUUGAUUGAUAAGGGCUUAAGCUUUUCUCAUGGCAUGCUCAGAAGGCUUCUAUCUAGAAUUUCUUAUUACUUUUCUAGUGGUCCAUUUCUAAGGUUUUGGAUCAAGAAAGGAUAUGAUCCACGCAAAGACCCUGGUUCUCGCAUGUAAGACUUACUCCUAAUUUCUAAAUGAUAU
Messenger RNA from Cajanus cajan (pigeon pea), 631 nucleotides. The record is from RefSeq and is a predicted model, not a curated record. Lineage: Eukaryota; Viridiplantae; Streptophyta; Magnoliopsida; Fabales; Fabaceae.